AAAAGAUCAGAUUUUUUUCUUGAUUUUUGGAAUUCUUUUUUACCAAAACUCAAAUCUUGUUAUAUAAAAUUAAGGGUUAGUUUUAAAAAAAAAUUGUUUUAUAGUACAAUAUGUCGAAGAGUAUACUUGUGACAGGGGGAGCAGGGUAUAUUGGGAGUCACACAGUGUUGCAAUUGUUGCUUGGUGGUUAUAAGACUGUGGUGAUUGAUAAUUUGGAUAAUUCUUCUGAAAUUGCUGUGAAAAGGGUUAAGGAAAUUGCUGGUGAAUAUGGCUCUAAUCUCUCUUUUCACAAGGUGGAUCUACGUGAUAAGCCGGCAGUUGAGGAGAUUUUCAGGUCUAACAAAUUUGAUGCUGUUAUCCAUUUUGCUGGACUAAAAGCGGUUGGUGAAAGUGUUGAGAAGCCUCUGAUGUACUAUGACAACAACCUUAUUGGAACAAUUACCCUCUUGGAAGUCAUGGCAGCUCAUGGAUGCAAAAAGCUUGUGUUUUCAUCGUCAGCUACUGUUUAUGGUUGGCCAAAAGUGGUUCCUUGUACUGAGGAAUUCCCCCUGAGUGCUGCAAAUCCUUAUGGACGGACAAAGCUCUUCAUUGAAGAAAUAUGCCGUGAUGUACAAAACGCGGACUCUGAAUGGAAAAUCAUAUUGCUGCGGUACUUUAAUCCUGUUGGUGCUCAUCCAAGUGGUCGAAUUGGUGAAGAUCCGCGAGGAAUUCCUAACAACCUUAUGCCAUUUGUUCAGCAAGUUGCUGUUGGCAGAAGAAAAGAGCUGACAGUUUAUGGAACUGAUUAUGGAACGAAGGAUGGUACAGGGGUCCGUGAUUACAUUCAUGUUAUGGAUUUAGCAGAUGGACACAUUGCUGCCUUGCAGAAGCUAUCUGAUCCUUCCAUAGGCUGUGAAGUGUACAACUUGGGAACUGGAAAAGGAACUUCAGUCCUUGAAAUGGUGGCCGCAUUUGAGAAGGCUUCUGGAAAGAAAAUUCCAAUGGUUAUGUCUGGUCGACGCCCUGGAGAUGCUGAAAUUGUAUAUGCUGCUACAGAGAAAGCAGAACGCGAAUUGAAGUGGAAGGCGAAAUAUGGCAUCGAAGAGAUGUGUAGGGAUCAGUGGAACUGGGCUAAGAAGAAUCCCUAUGGCUAUGAAGGAACUCCAGAAUCUAGUAACUGUCACUGAAGGCUACUUCAACUGCAUAAUAUCGUCAUAGUCGCUGCGUUCCAGUUGCUGCAUCGUGUAUGGAAUCCAUCGAGUCUUCGAAGGGAUGAUUCAACGUAUAGUUCUAGGGCUAUUAGAGGGGAUUAUAAUGUUUAUAUUGUCUAACUUUUAAGUUUCAGAAUGUAAUUGGAGUUUCAAUGAGUCAGUAGUUAGAUAAAAAAAAAGAAAAUCUAAGAAAGUUGAUGAAUAAUAUAGCCUUUUUAAUUUAAGCAUAUAGUAGUAUUUCAUUUGUUCUUUCAUUUCUUUUCUUUGUAUAAUAAUAACUAUCAGCAUUUGAGUCUUGUUUUAGCACACCAUAAUCGAUUUCAACUAGUUUGGGAUUGAGACGUAGUUGAUUGAUAGAUAUAUUGAAAGAUCUGUUCUUUA
Molecule: messenger RNA, 1571 nt
Organism: Solanum verrucosum
Lineage: Eukaryota; Viridiplantae; Streptophyta; Magnoliopsida; Solanales; Solanaceae
Product: UDP-glucose 4-epimerase GEPI48
Exons: 9
Coding region: 111-1166 (351 amino acids)
Biological process (GO): galactose metabolic process; rRNA processing
Cellular component (GO): cytosol
Molecular function (GO): UDP-glucose 4-epimerase activity; RNA binding
Source: RefSeq, a predicted model, not a curated record